AUGGAGUCGAUAGCGAGGAUCUCGACACUGCUCGAGAAUGCCCGGGAACUCACCCUCGACGCUGCCUCGGCUGCUCGGAGCUCACGCAGCACAUCCCGACCGCUCGACCGCAAUCAAGUCAAGAAGUUGUUGGAUAGCCGCAAUGAUCGAGAGGUCCUCGACGGGUUGCGGCGCGUCAUCUCAAUGAUGUACCGCAACCAAAAAACACUACCCCUAUUCUCCUCCGUCGUGAAGAACGUUGCGUCACCGAACCUCGAGAUCAAAAAACUCGUUUACAUCUACCUCAUCCACCAUGCCGAAGAGGAACCCGACCUUGCCCUCUUGUCCAUCAACACUAUUCAAAAGUCCCUGUCUGACACGAACCCCCAAGUACGGGCGCUAGCCCUGCGGACUAUGUCCGGUAUCCGAGUUCCUGUCAUCAGUCAAAUCGUAUCUCUCGCGAUCCGAAAGGGGGCUGGCGAUAUGAGCCCCUACGUUCGACGGGCCGCAGCCCUGGCUAUCCCGAAGUGCUACCGACUCGAUCCCUCGCAGCGACCGCAACUACUCGAGUAUCUAGCGACCCUACUUGGAGACAAACAGUACUACGUGGCGGGCGCAGCGGUGACGGCAUUUAUGACUAUUUGCCCGGACAGAAUCGACAUGAUACACAAGCACUACCGAAGUCUAGUCAAGAUGGUGGUGGACAUGGACGAGUGGAGUCAGUUGACGACCUUGCGUCUGAUGUCCAUCUACGCACGGAAAUGUUUUCCACGGAGGACAAGACUGACGGGAAGCAAAGAGAAAACGAACAGUCUUCAAGACUUUUAUGGCGAGGGGACCGGGGACGGUUCUGGAGGCGGGGAGCCAGUGGUUGUCCUGGACCCCGACUUGGAACUGCUUCUCAAUAGCAUCAAGCCUCUUCUACAAUCACGCAACUCAGGCGUCGUUGUGGCGGUUGCAAAAUGCUACUCCACUAUCGGGACACCAGCCUACAUGAAAACAGCAAUCGGCCCCCUGAUUGCUCUUCUCCGUGGCGCCCAAGAUAUUCAACAAGUGGCUCUGUUCAACAUUGUCUCCAUUUGCUUGACUUGCCCAGCGGACUUUGUUAAAUACGCUACCCACUUUCUCGUCCGUGCAACCGACUCGCAACCAGUCUGGGAGCUCAAACUGGAGAUGCUCACGCUCAUCUUCCCUCACGCCCCAACCCAUAUCAAGAGCCUUAUUCUCAACGAAUUGGAACACUUCAGUCGGGGUUCAGAUAAGACACUAGUGCGUGAGGCUGUUAGAUCGAUUGGACGUUGCGCACAAACAGACAGUGAUACCGCCCCAAGAUGCCUACGUCUCCUACUUGGCCAGAUCACGAGCCUGGACGGUACCCUAGCGGCCGAGAGUUUGACCGUCAUCCGCCAUCUUAUCCAACAAGAUCCGACCGCACACGUUGCUACCGUUGUUCGGCUUGCCAAGAAUCUCGACUCGGCCACGGACCCCCAAGCACGCGCCACUAUUAUCUGGCUUGUUGGGGAGUUCUCAGGUCUCAAUGGAGAGGACAACAUCGCCGCUGAUGUCCUUCGCAUUCUUAUCAAGGACUUCGCCUCUGAAUCUGAGCUCGCCAAACGCCAGAUCGUCCUUCUCGGUGCCAAGGUUUACUUACACUACCUCAACCGGCAAAUCGAGGAAUCUCAAUCGCAAUCUGAGCAUCAGCCUGAAUCCCAAACUGAACUCCUAUCCGAGGGACAGGAACCCUUCCAAUCACCCACCACUGCCCGCGGCCCCAAGCUUCUCGAAGAAGAUGACCACCCGCUCGCCAAACUCUGGCGAUACCUCCUGCUCCUCGUACGAUACGAUACAUCCUACGACCUCCGCGACCGUACCCGCCUGUACAAAUCCCUACUAUCAGUGCCCCAACUCGCCACGCUAAUGCUCCUCGCCCCGAAGCCGGCUCCACAAGCUCCCAGCCCAUCCGAAACAAGAAAGGGAUACACCCUAGGUUCUGCAGCGCUGGUGCUCGCUGGAGGUGGCGGCUUGCACGGACUGCGAGGGUAUGAGGACUUGCCAGGAUGGGUAGAGGAUGGGAAGGAACCGGAUCCGAGCCUGAGAGAUGUGGAGGGGGCUGGGCCAGCAGAGAGGUAUGGUGAAAAGAGGGUGGUGCCUGCCGCGGAGGCGUUGGAUGCUGCUGCGGCCGCUUCGAGGUCUGGGUCUGGCGCUAGGUCGUCACCUGCUACGGUUGGAGGUGGGAUAGGAACCCGGCAUGCAAAUGGGUUGGGAGAGAAGACGUUGGAUGAUUGGUUAGCGGAAGAGGAGGCGGAGAGUGAGGAAGAGGAAGAUGAGGAGGAGGAAGAGGAUGACGAAGAGGAGGAAGAGGAGGAAUCUGGGGAAGAGGAAGAAGAAGAAAGUGAAGAAGAAGAAGAAGAUGAUGAUGGUGAUGAUGACGACGAUGAUGAGGAAGAAGAGAGCGAUGAGGAGUCGGAAGAGGAUGCCAGGCUUAUGCGUCCUUCAUGA
Dichotomopilus funicola is the source of this 2478-nucleotide messenger RNA. RefSeq names its product AP-3 complex subunit beta-2. NCBI's taxonomy places the organism in Eukaryota, Fungi, Ascomycota, Sordariomycetes, Sordariales, Chaetomiaceae. The transcript has 3 exons. Bases 1 to 2478 code for a protein of 825 amino acids. Gene Ontology annotation, biological process: intracellular protein transport; vesicle-mediated transport. The record is from RefSeq and is a predicted model, not a curated record. Gene Ontology annotation, cellular component: AP-3 adaptor complex; membrane coat.